GAAAGAGGCAAGAGCUUGCAAGUGAUCUGGUAAUGUCGUAAACCCUUUUUGGCCUUUUCCUUUCUGUUAAAUUUUGAAGUGUUGGAACUGGAGAGCAAGCGAUAAUGGAGGAUGAAUCUUCGCGAGCAAUUAGGCUUAUGAAUUUCGUCUCUGAGGAGCAGCUGGAUGAAGCCAAGAAAACAAGGGGCGAACGAGUUGAGGAUGGCACUGCUCAAAGAGACAGACCCCUCUUCGAGAUUUUAAAGGAAAAUAAAGACAAGCGUGAUGCUGAGUUUAAUGAACGGUUCAAGCACAGACCACCAAAGGCUCUGGACGAGGAUGAGACAGAAUUUCUGGAUAAAUUGGAAACGUCAAAGAGAGAAUAUGAAAGGCAAAUGGCCAAUGCUGAGGAACAAGAGCUCCGCAGUUUUCAAGCAGCAGUAGCAGCACAAUCUAUUUUGUUGAGUGAAGUGAGGGAAAUAACCCCUCCUGCUCCAGCAGCUCAGGAAAAAGCAUCAGUUAGGAGAGAAACUCCAGUCAGUCGACCCCCAAGUAUGAUUAUCAGAGUAAAGCCACAGGCAAAGAAAGCGAGGAUUGAACCUAGAAGCCCAAAAAUCGCUGGUAGCACAACUGAAAUCCAUGUUGCCAAAGCAGAGGAGACUUCAAACUCAGUGAAAACACUUGAUACCAAUAGUGAUAGGCCGCUGGAAGCUGGUGCUAUAACAGGACUAGUUUCAUAUAGUGAUGAAAGUGAAGAUGAAGAUUAGAGGAUUGAGUUGGCUAUUAGAAUCUCCGAAACAAUCACCCUAUUGAAUUUAAUUUUUUGAGUUGAGGUUCUGAAAUGAUGAAUCUUUUUCUGUAGAUUGUCAACUUUUAAUAUGUAUGUAUAUCUUCUAACCCCUCAUUGUAUAAAUGUUUUAGGCAAUCCUCAAGGUUGAAAUUUUUAUGAAAUAUUGAGGCUGGAUUUCCAUCUAUUGUACUUAUUUGAUCAAGGCUAUACUUGAUUCAUAUUCUUG
This is a messenger RNA of Cucumis sativus (cucumber), 995 nucleotides long. RefSeq names its product PSME3-interacting protein. The transcript is spliced from 7 exons. Bases 105 to 746 code for a protein of 213 amino acids. Gene Ontology annotation, cellular component: nucleus. The record is from RefSeq and is a predicted model, not a curated record. Lineage: Eukaryota; Viridiplantae; Streptophyta; Magnoliopsida; Cucurbitales; Cucurbitaceae.